This is a messenger RNA of Solea solea (common sole), 6350 nucleotides long. RefSeq names its product RNA-binding protein Musashi homolog 2-like. Lineage: Eukaryota; Metazoa; Chordata; Actinopteri; Pleuronectiformes; Soleidae. Bases 138 to 1388 code for a protein of 416 amino acids. The transcript has 15 exons. The record is from RefSeq and is a predicted model, not a curated record. Gene Ontology annotation, molecular function: RNA binding. Gene Ontology annotation, cellular component: cytoplasm.
UGAUCCCACGUGUGACGGACGGAGCGCUGCCUGCAUCCCCCCGGCUCACUGACACCGGAGCUCCAUCCGCUCCGCUCUACCUGCCGACCCCACCGUCUGCUUGUGUCCGCCUGUCACUGCCUGUACCUGGGUCAGACAUGGAAGGAGACGGCAGCCAAGCACCGUCAGGAAGCCCGGCUGAUCCGCAACACGACCCCGGGAAAAUGUUUAUCGGUGGCCUCAGCUGGCAAACUUCACCAGACAGCCUUAGAGAUUAUUUUAGUAAAUUCGGUGAAAUCAGAGAAUGUAUGGUGAUGAGAGACCCGACGACAAAACGCUCCAGGGGUUUUGGCUUCAUCACGUUUGCGGACGCUGCCGGCGUCGAUAAAGUCUUAGCACAGCCGCUCCACGAGCUGGACUCUAAAAGGAUUGACCCUAAAGUUGCUUUUCCUCGACGUGCUCAACCCAAGAUGGUCACAAGAACAAAGAAAAUAUUUGUCGGAGGAUUAUCGGCCAACACAGUAAUUGAAGAUGUGAAGCAGUAUUUUGAACAGUUUGGCAAGGUAGAAGAUGCCAUGUUAAUGUUUGACAAAACCACCAACCGACAUAGAGGUUUUGGCUUUGUAACAUUUGAAAUUGAGGAUGUGGUGGAGAAAGUCUGCGAGAUCCAUUUUCAUGAAAUCAAUAAUAAAAUGGUAGAAUGCAAAAAGGCCCAGCCUAAGGAAGUGAUGUUUCCACCGGGGACGCGAGGUCGGGCCAGGGGUUUACCAUACACGAUGGAGGCCUUCAUGCUGGGCAUGGGUAUGCUAAGUUAUCCAAACAUUGUAGCUACAUAUGGCAGAGGCUACACUGGUUUUGCCCCUAGCUAUAGCUACCAGUUCCCAGGCUUCCCAGCCGCAGCGUACGGACCAGUGACGGCCGCGACAGUAGCAGCAGUUCGUGGCUCAGGUAGGGGAACCCGUGGAAGAGGGGGAAGCUACAUGGCAUACGGACAGAACGCAGGGGCAGGAUUCCCUGAUUAUGGGUUAUAUUCUGCAUCCGGAGCCGGUGGUGACGUGCGAGGAGGCGCGUCUUACUCUCUGGCUGAUUACAGCUCCCUGGGGCCCCAGGCUGCUGCUCAAAUCCUGCCCAGUGGUCAUGCCAGCUCAGCGUGCAACUCUCCCACUUCCCUCCAGCACCACCUACACAGCCCGGAACCUUUCAAGAACCCAGGAAGCAACCCAGCUCGGCCUGGCGCAUUUCCUGGUGCCAACAGCCCUGGUCCUGUAGCUGACCUCUAUGGAACUGCCAGUCAGGACUCUGCCGUGGGCAACUAUAUCAGUGCCACCAGCCCUCAGCCAGGAUCUGGCUUCAGCCACAGCAUUGCUGGUCCACUGAUUGCGACGGCUUUUACGAAUGGAUAUCACUGAGCGCUCACAGGUGAUGUCAUCCUGCACUAACCACUACAGCAUCCAUGCAGUGAGCCCCGGUGGAAGUGGCACCAGAUGAAGAACAGCUCAGAGGCAGGAAAAAAAAAAUCAAACAUGAUGACAUAAGAAGAAGAAGAAGAAGAAGAAGAAAGAAAAAAAAGACAGUCUGUUGUACUGUAAGACUGACCUGCUGUUAAGAUUGAUCCUUCUGACCGUCCUGUCACUGCUCUGUAGAUAUUUACCAGUUUAUUUUACUUUUCUUGUUGAAUUAUGAUCUUUUUGUACUUUCUAAGAAUAUACGUCUUUUAAACCUCAUGUAAAAAGGUGUAUGUGUGUGUGUGUGUGUGUGUGACUCACAUAAACCAGUAUGACUCACUAUUGACUUACUCCGUGAGUAGUGACUCACACUGGUUUACGUCUUUCUAUGCCUCAGUAUGUUUUUUUUGUACCAGCAAACACAACGUGACUCACUGUAGUCAUAAUAGUACGGUAUUAGUUCAUCAAAACACACUUAGUACUUAACUUAGCACACUUAACAGUAACCUUGAACAGCUUUGGUUUUUUUAGCAAUAUGGUUAGUAAAUGUACAUUUCUGGCAAUAAGUAGACUAAGAUAUUAUCAUACGUUCACUUUCAUGUUUGUUUUCUGGUGGGAAAAAAAAGACAAUGCUGUCCUUUUGUUACUAUAUCAGUGCAUUAAUGGAAUGAUAUCAACUGUCCCGCCCUCCUACAGUAUAUACUGUACUGCUUUUUCAACUGUAGCUAAUUUAAUACCAGCAGAGUUGUCUACAAUAAGAGCUCCACGAGUUGAUGUGCGCACACGAAUGCUGACAGGGUUCCUCUUCAUUCUCUCGAGCUCGGUAGCAUUAAAGCACAUGCAAGACUUGUGGGAGUGUGAAAAUACGCGGUUGUGCCCUUUAAUUUCAUGAUUUGUUUGAUAUGGUCAAACAAGGGAUUGAUGUAUUCUGGAUAUCUUUGUGCUUGUUGACGACAUUUUCACUACAGGUCACAUUUCACCCAUUCACAUACACACGACUGCACUUCUCUCACAGCUACACAAAAACACUUUUCCCUGCUCGACCUGCAGAGCAACAGCCAUGAUAAACAAGGCUACGUUCAGAUUACCUUAACAAAAUGACUAAUUGAGAUUUUCGUGUUUUCCAAAGCUUGUGAUGAUCGAUAUGUGGAUAUGUGACAUGAGUGAGCUUGGUCAUAUCAGAAUCCAUGUGGCUUUUUUGCUUGUAUGCAGUUUUGGGGAACCACGGAUUGGUCACAAGGUCUUACUUAAUUCAGUAGUUGGCUUUCAGGCUUGGCUUGACCCUCUCACAUGUAAAGCAAACCUAACUACAUGAAGAGCUUGCGUCUCACUUUUAAUCUGAAGUCCUGGAAACAGCAAACAACCAUAGCAAUUCCAGUGGCCUACAGCCAGCUACUGAAGAAGACUAUGACCUGAAUGACUGAGAACCUCCACCAAUACAGUAUUUGCUGACUUAUUCCCUGCUUAUUUCUCUACUGAACAUUUACAGUAUAAUAUACAGCUAUAGAAAUGGUAUGAUGUACAAAUGUGUUCUUUUCAUUGGUUAAAAAAAACCCACACCACAAAGUUGCUGGGAUCGUUUCCAAAUCUGACCGAUCCCUGCUUUUGAAGUGCAGACACAAUGUUAUGUGUUAUUACCUCAGUCCUGUGUGUUUGGUUCCACUGACCAUAACAGUCUACGUUAGAAGAAGCCUCACUUCCUGCACAUUAUUUUUGAAGUGGACUUUGUUUUUUUAUGAACAGCUGAGUCUGGGUCAGUCAGGAUAUUUGUUGUGGCGCUUUUAGUUAAAUAGUCUAAAACCACUGCAGACCACUGUAAGAUCGAUCGUUACGACACACGGAACAAAACAACAUGAAUGUCAUGUAAACAGGAACCUGCUAGAACUUCACUAAAGACUCAAACUUGCUUUCGAAGGUUUGGAACGACUAGACUCGUACAAACUGAUACAUGUAUAUGCUGUUUGUUUGUUUGUUUGUUUGUUGUUGUUUUCUUUCAUCCGUGCUGAUGAAAACAUUUUGCAAAUGACUUUUACAGACCGUCGUAAGCCGAUUACUGGACCGCCUCUGAAGCGGAGACUUCUAGUAAUAAUCGAAUAAUCAAAAGUUUGUAUGAUGUUAUUAAUGAAGAAAAGAAACGUCAGCGUUCCCCUGUAUGAAUUGCAUUUUUAUGAACAAUUUGUAUCAAUAUUUUUGUGGUUGUUGAAAAUUAUAUGUGCAAUAUCUAUAAAGCUAACAAUAAUAAUAAUAACAAUAAUAAUAAUAAUUAUGUGUGCUGUACAUCCGCCCCCAUUCUCUCUCCAUUUCCUGUCAUGCUAUACGAUAGUCUUCAGUUACUGUUCAUGUAUUUGAGUAAUGUAGACAAAAAAGAAACUGUAGAGUGCUGUCUUUGUUACCAAUGUAGUGAUCUUUACACGGAUUUCUUAAAACACCUAGUUACUUGUGAUGUAGUUACAAUUUUAGACUUCGACUCAUUAUCUAAAGUAGGACCAGUGAGCAUAGAAUCUUUUUUUUCCCUUAUUUUCUUUUUGUUGAUGUUCAUGAUGUUCCAUGCUGCUCUCAACCAAAGCUCUCCUAAAAACAUUUGAAAAAAAACAAACCCCUGCUGUAAGUUGUUCUUGUAAACGAGGCAUUGCCACCCUUGAAUGUUAUAAAAGGGUCUCUGUGCCGUACUACCUUAAAUGCUAAUGCUUGAUAUGCAAAACACUUUGCUUUGUCGUAAUCGGAGAAACGUGAAAAGAGCGACAUUUGAUUUCUUUACUUUUUAACGAUGAUUAUAAAUGGCAACAACCUGAACUCGGUCGGCUACUAGUUUCUAUUGUUCGACUUGUUUAAACAACUCAUACUUUAAUAAUCAUGAAACCCAAAUUGGAACUGCGUACAUUUUUAGCAAAGUACAGCAUCAUCGUGUCUUGAUUUAAAUUGUCAUAAGUGGUCACAUGGUCAAGGCCCGGUUACACAUGAAGGCAAAUCUUUACCCUCUGUUCACUUUUAUUUUGUGAGAGCAAAUCGCACGACAGGAAAUAAAGCAUUUGCUUCCUGUGGCACGCAAGAAAUCCACAGUAUGUUUUUGUGUUGAGCUCACACGUCAACACAGCUUCAACCAAAUCCAACAACAAAAGGGACUUAGAGUUUUCACAAAGUGACACAGGUUUAUUUAUUCACACCUGAUUCAAAUGGUCUGAUAACCUGAUAACAAGCUGUUCACAUCUGAAUCAGGUGUGUUGGAGCAGGGCAACAUCUGAAACACGCAGGGCAGUGGAGUGUGUGUGUGUGACCGUAGCCUCGCUUUGGUCUCAUGAAAUCAUCUGUUCCGGACCAAAUCACUUUAGGAAAAAAACAGUGACUGUAAUCCCAGCUCAAAACAAUGUAGAGCACAUGUGUCAAACUGGUGGUGCCGCCACUCAAUAUCAUGGCCCACGAAAACGAAAGAAUGUUGCCAGCAAUAUUUUUAGAAUACUAAUAAGACAAUUAAAAUGAUCACAUUAUUAACGUUAAAUUACACAUAAUUACAGUUGUCCACAGUAUUUUGUUACUGAGUUUUAGUGCAUUUAUUUUGCAUCGUGAAGUAUGCAUCAUUCUAUAUCAAAACAAGCACUUUUACUUAAAUAUUAUAAUGAAUAUCUUUACUGCGAUAUCAUGGUGGAAUAUUGUGUUAUCAUUUGAAACUCACCCACUACUGAGCGGUUUCCUUUAGUUUCCUUUUCCUUUAGACCGGCCCCCUCUUGACCAGACAGGGUCAUUUGAAUAUGACACAAUGUUCACCUAAACCUCCUGUAUGUUGACACAGCUCCACUGCAGACCCUCGUUUUUGCUUCUCCUCUGGUGCAAUUGUUCUUGAGAAGGGUGGAGAGGCUUUUCAGGCUCGGCCUGCAAAUAAAAACCCUGGAAUAGCAAAUUAAAGUGUUAUCAGUGAGGCCAGUGCUCCAGUUAAACAUGUUUCCUUUAUCUCUGAGGACGCAUCGUAGUUAUUUAAUAACUCGCUAUAAUGCCGUUUUAAGUUCUAUUCUAUUUCCGUACACGUUCGUCACUUCAGAUCGUCUCACGUUGCUCUCAUGCCUCACACUUUAGGGUAGCAUGGUUCUACGGGAUAUUGUCGCUUUACUUCAACAGCUUACAGUUCACGAAUGUAAGAUGUUUCUUCUUUUGUUUUUUUACAUUCAUCAUGUUAAACAUUUGAGUUUGUCACUGGAUAAAUGUUGGCUCCAAAAAAGAAAAAAGAAAAAAAGAAAAGUGAAAAAAACACAAUAUAAUAUGACCUGUAAUGUAUUUGAAUAUUUAUUGUGAGUGUACUACUGUAUCCACCUAAACUUGAAUCCUGAGGCAAGUGCUGGACUAGUAAUGGACAACUGUACAUAUACUGUUACUGACCCGAUAAUUAGAUAUUUAAUUCACAGGCACAACAUUUCUAUAUAAAGACGCAUUACUUAAUGGUACUGACAGUACUACAAUGAUAAUAAUCGGUUUUGCAGUAUAGCACAAAUUCCUCUUGAACGUCUCAUGAUUUUCUGAGCGGUGCAGAGUCAUAAUAUCUCAACAUGUAGCAGUGGACGCUUGUCCUUCAUCUGGACAAUGCUGAUUGCCUUGCUCAUUCCUGCCACUUGCCUUUUUUUUCUAAUGUUAAUGGACAUUUUUAAGUUUUGAGCUGACUGAACAGACUGAAAGCAUCUUUCAGUACGGCUUGCUCAAUCCCUGUAAAAAAAAAAUUAAAAAAAAUAAUAUUAAUAAAAAAUAAAAAAACAAUAGACAAAGGAAAAAAAGGGGGAAAAAGUGGAUAAGAGUUUCUCACAUCCAAGAUGUGGAAAAUAUAAUUUUAUACUUGUAUUUUAUAUUAAUGAUAAUAAAAGUUGUUUGUCAAUGGUUCCAUUCUCUACCGUGGUCCAGAAAUCAAUGUGUUUGUUCAAGAAUGAAAUAAAAAUUGUUUUCAAC